AUGGCCGCCUUUGUGAGGGUUUCCGGUCCCCCCAACAGCAGCUUUCUCGUAGGCUAUCCUGGCAUCUCCGCGACGCUGCCCCGAGUCGAAGGCAAAGUCGAAAUCCGUCCAUCCCAGGGCUAUUCCAUGCCCGUCGCCAUCUCCCUAGUGCGCAUAUGUUUACAGCGACGAGAGACGAUACACCCCGCUGCUGAGAAUGUCGCGAAACGACAUCUUGGUACCCCGAGAAGGGAGACAACAGACGUGGUCGGCAAGGAGCUUCUGCUCUUUCGGUGCCAGUCAGGGAAGGAGGCCGAGAGCGUCAUCGCAAUGGACCUGCCAUUCGUCCUGUUCAUACCAUUCGGAAGAGGCGGCGAGGAGACGAACCGACGAAUACCUCCAGCCUCCCUACAACUACCCAGCCGAACGGCCGAAACAUACUACGAGCUCGUUGUGACAGUACAACAAGGCCACACAUUACAGAACAAAUACUCUUUCCCCAUACCGCUGCAGCGAUACGAUACGUUGUCGACCUUUGGCAUGUACAACAAGCCCGAAUCUCGACAAGUCAGCGAUGCGAGCGUCGUCACGCUGGGAAUAUCAGUCCCCAAGUGGAGCUACGGACCGCUCGAUCCAAUAACAGUGUAUAUCAAGCUAGUACCGAACCCCGACUGGAUGAAGAAAGCGUUAAAGGUUACGAUUCAGAAGAUCACCGUCGCCAUCGAGGAGGAAAUUACGUACAAUCCGGAGGGAGACGAGCCGUCGAAGAAGAUCAACAAAAUUGCGAAGAACCAACAGGUUGUGAAUACGAGAAUGCCAGAGGCUGGAUACGCCACGAACCUUGGACUGGUUUUCCCUUCCAAGGACUUACGCGACCCUGACGGCAUCAUUCGGCGAGGGAAGCCCGCCUUUCCGCUGUACGAGGUCACCUCUUUCACGACAAGUUCAACAUUAUACAAGAUUGAAUUUUUCUUAACUGUCAAGGCACAACUAAGCUCCACGAGGGAUCUGACCGUGAGGCAACCACUCGUCAUUUGCCCCAUGGACCAGCAAGCGUGCAAAGAGGAGAUGGACGCCAUCGAACAGGCCGCCAAGGAUGCGUCGCAUGUCGACCCCAAUAACCCGAUGUUGCCAGCGCGAGCGAUUGUACUUGCGAACGACCGGGAAUCGCUCAAAACCCUCGGCCUCUGUUUGGUCGCAGGGCAGAAGAAGCCGUUAAUCGAGUGA
Messenger RNA from Colletotrichum chrysophilum, 1206 nucleotides. RefSeq lists its product as uncharacterized. Lineage: Eukaryota; Fungi; Ascomycota; Sordariomycetes; Glomerellales; Glomerellaceae. The coding region runs from base 1 to 1206 and encodes 401 amino acids. Gene Ontology annotation, biological process: division septum assembly. The transcript is spliced from 3 exons. Gene Ontology annotation, cellular component: division septum. The record is from RefSeq and is a predicted model, not a curated record.